AUGUUAUCUGUAGUUCAAGCCUACUGCCCAAAUUUCCCAGAAGCAUCCUCUCUGCUCGCCGCCAUCCGCACUACACUGACAUUCUGGAGUGGGCAAAUUGUGUGUACAAUUGCCCUCCUACGGCCUCUGCAGUUAAUAAUCUGCCCCCAGCACCACUGUCUAGAAUCUCUGGACAGGUCCCGCGCGCUCCAGAUAGCGAGGGCAGGCAGGCAGCCGAUGCCAUUCCACAAAUCUGUCGUUUAUUUCUUGCAGGCUCGAGAACUGAAGGACGCUCCGGGUAGGCUCUAUCCAUUGCAAUGUGACGUCAGCUGCGAGGAGAAUGUUCUACGGGCCUUCAAAUGGAUCAAAGAGAAUUUAGGAGGGGUCGAUGUUCUUAUCAACAGCGCCGGCAUUUGCAGAGAAAACCUUCCAACAAGUGGACAGACAGCCGAGUGGCGGCACACACUGGACGUCAACGUCCUGGGGCUGUCCGUCUGCACGAGGGAGGCCGUCCAGAGCAUGCUGGACAGGGGAGUCGACGACGGCUUCGUCAUCCACAUAUGCAGUAUAGCUGGCCACAUCAUGCCAUUCGAUCCAUUGUGCUCGAUGUACCACGCCAGCAAACAUGCUGUCAAGGCUCUGCUUGAAGGACUGAGGAAGGACCUGGUUGCCAGGAACAGCAAGAUACGGUGUGGGGAAAUAUCGCCAGGAAUUGUCAAAAGAGAUAUAUACUAUAACUUAAAAAAGUAUUCGCUUGAAGCACUGGAAAAUAUGCAUACGCCUAUGAUGGAACCUGAAGACAUAGCGAAUGCAGUUAUCUAUAUGCUGUCGCAACCUCCACGUGUUCAAUGUUCUCAGGCAUUGACAGUGGACGUCGUCAGCGACACGUGA
Messenger RNA from Schistocerca nitens (vagrant locust), 870 nucleotides. RefSeq names its product dehydrogenase/reductase SDR family member 11-like. Lineage: Eukaryota; Metazoa; Arthropoda; Insecta; Orthoptera; Acrididae. The record is from RefSeq and is a predicted model, not a curated record. The transcript is spliced from 6 exons. The coding region runs from base 1 to 870 and encodes 289 amino acids.